AUGCAUUCCAGCUCAGCUCGCUGCCACGCUCAGACAUCGCCUCGACCCGACUCGACUCAGCUCGACUGGACUGCUAGCUCUUCAUACCCGACAUACCCGCCGAGAUCUCUCUCAUCUCCCAUCGGCAAACGAUCGCAGAUCUGGAUAGCUAUCCAACGGCCACCUCCGAACCGCAGCCCACCUUUCAUCUCGCGUCCUCCGACCUCAUCACUCAUCCUUGCGAUUGUUCGUGCCUCGAAGCUCGCCCUCUUCCUAUUCCGCGGUCUUUGCGCUUUUACGAUCGAUCCCACCGGUUCGACGCUGGCAACCUCAUCCACGGAUAUUACCCUCACGACUCUGGACCUUAUCUCGGGUGUCUCGACGCAACCUCCCACGUAG
Messenger RNA from Kalmanozyma brasiliensis GHG001, 378 nucleotides. RefSeq lists its product as uncharacterized. The transcript has 3 exons. The coding region runs from base 1 to 378 and encodes 125 amino acids. NCBI's taxonomy places the organism in Eukaryota, Fungi, Basidiomycota, Ustilaginomycetes, Ustilaginales. The record is from RefSeq and is a predicted model, not a curated record.